CAUUUUUUCAGCCUUGUUGCCCCGGUCCCUUGUCGGAGACCUUGAGAAUCACGAGCUUGUCCCAAAUUCAUACAUCUUGAAACCCCCUCUCCCUCUUUCAUAGACCUAUCUCUUCUUUCUAUAAUGGCCAUACCAGCUGGGGCGCCGGGCCCCGAUGUCUCCAUCGCCCACAGGUUCUUGGGCCCUACCGCUGCGUUCCUUGCGUUGGAUAUCCUUCUCUAUAUCGCUCGCAUGUACACUCGUCUCUUCCCCACCAGACGACUAGGAAUGGACGACCUAACAGCCUCACUAUCAAUGUUCCUCAUGAUAAUCAUCUGGGCCCUCACGGCUCGCGCCGUCGACUUCGGCAUGGGCCGCCACAACUUCUACGUCUCCCUAGAAGACCAACAACGCGCCGCGCACCUCCUCUUCGCCGUGCAACCCCUCUGGGCGUGGAGCGUCGGCCUGGGCAAGAUCAGCAUGGCCUGCAUGCUGCUGCGCAUCAUGCGCUCCAAAGCCUGGCGCAUCUUCCUCUACAUCAUCAUCGGCAUCCAGCUCGUGUCCACGACGGCCUUCAUGUUCGUCGUCCUGCUGCAAUGCCGCCCGCUCUCCGGCAUGUGGGCGCCCAAGGCCUCGGACAACUGCUGGGGCCCGCUGUCGACGCAGAUCGCGCUGUACGUCAACGGCGCCGUGUCCAUCGUCACCGACUUCAUCUUCACGUUCCUGCCCUUGACCUUCAUCAGCAAGAUGAACCUGCCGCUGCGGCAGAAGGUCGUGCUGUGCACGCUGAUGGGCAUGGGCCUCUUUGCGACGGCCGCCGGCAUCGUCAAGCUGACGCUGGUGAAGACGUACACGAAUGGCGGCGAUACGCUGUAUAAGAUGGUCGAUCUGUACAUGUGGGGCUAUCUGGAGCAGGAGAUGAGCAUCAUUGCGCUGUGUGUGCCGUGCCUGAAGGCCCUGUUCGAGAAGAUCUUGCGCAAGCUGAAGCUGGUGUCGAGCAGCGGCGGUCGGUCCAGCGAGCAGAAGAGCCGGAGUGGGUAUAUCAAUUUUGGCAACAACCAGAAGAGCAAUCCGUACGGGACACAGAAGAGCGGCACGUUCGGGGUUACGAGUCAGGCUGCGCAUGAGCUGGACGUAGUCAAGCAGAAGAAGAGGGGCGAUGUGGAAACGCAGAGCCAGGAGACAAUCUUGCAGAAGGAUGGGCAGAUUACGAGGACGACGGAGGUGACGUUUGAGACGGAGACGGUUAAGGAUUUUGACACGAGUAGUUCGGCGACGUGAUUACUUCUUACGCGUUGUAUGCAUAGCGACGGCGUUUGGGAUGUUCAGGCAUGUUGAUUCGCGAUGACCUUAAAAGUAACAUGAUAUCAAAUACCCACAUGCAACUUGAUAACGACGCGUAAUAAUAGACAGAUCAUGCUACAAGGAGAAAUGCGACAG
Molecule: messenger RNA, 1419 nt
Organism: Mytilinidion resinicola
Lineage: Eukaryota; Fungi; Ascomycota; Dothideomycetes; Mytilinidiales; Mytilinidiaceae
Exons: 2
Coding region: 124-1260 (378 amino acids)
Source: RefSeq, a predicted model, not a curated record